Messenger RNA from Brassica napus (rape), 3346 nucleotides. Its product is annotated as polygalacturonase At1g48100. Gene Ontology annotation, biological process: carbohydrate metabolic process. The record is from RefSeq and is a predicted model, not a curated record. Gene Ontology annotation, molecular function: polygalacturonase activity. NCBI's taxonomy places the organism in Eukaryota, Viridiplantae, Streptophyta, Magnoliopsida, Brassicales, Brassicaceae. The coding region runs from base 962 to 2515 and encodes 517 amino acids. The transcript has 5 exons.
AUUUGCAAUAGUAAGCAUUCUUUAUUCCAACCUGCGAACUGUAUAAAUAUUCGAUGAUUUAGAGAGUAAAAUGUAAUCAACUUAUAUCUUCUGGUAAUAUCGUGUCAUCGAGGUUACUCUGCCACUUACGUAUUUAAGUCUUUCUGCAAAAAAAAAAAAAUAUUUAUUUUUUUGAAGGCUUUUUUAAAAUUUCUUUUAUUAUACUCUCAUUAUAAUAAACACAAAAUAUACAUAAUUUAUAUAGGGACUGAACAAACAUAAUUUCCUAAAUUAAUAUAGAAAUAAUAUGUUAUUUAAAAAAAAAAUCAAUUUCAUCAAUCAAAUAAAAAUCAGAUUCAAUCAUCUAAUCUUGAAAGAGCCCACAAAAUGAGAACAUGUAGUGGGGAUGCAACAAAUGAUUCCAAGACCAAGAAUCCUAAAUACAUAUGUGGCCAGAAAAUAAACAUGCAAUAUCUUACAUAUUCAAUGUAUAUACAUAUUGUAAAGAUGAAACAAAAUCACAAUCACAAUAGUAGAAUCGUUUGCACGUGAAUUGGUACCCUUCACAAAUCACAAUCUUCUGCUAUAAUAUAUGAGCACAUGAAAUAAUUCAACUUAGUCAAAUCUUUAAGUUGCAAACGAUAUUAUAAUGUCUAAAUAGGAGCAUUAUUCAAUAGUAUCUGUAAAAUACAGUUUACUUUAUGGCAAAUGAUUUUCCAACAAAUAAGGGUUUUGUCAGGAACAUGAGAUAUCCACAUAUGUACUCUGAGCUGUCCCUAAAUACAGAUAAGCUUAUCAGCAUUAUUUAUAAAUAAUUAACUAAGAUUUAGAAGAAAAAAAAUUUUCUUUUUCAAAUAAAAAUUCAAAUAUCAGUAUAUGUUUGCAACCAAACAUCUGUAUUCUGCUGCAAAUUAUUUCCAAAAUAACAAAAGGAGAGAAUAAUCACAUUACAGAAAGUUUGUUAAUCCUAAUUAAAUCUACAAUGUUAAAAAUUUCCCGUGAUCCGUUUCUACGUUUCACUACACUAAUUCUAAUUACAUCCUCUCUAUUCUCUUAUGGAACCGAAGCAAGACUACAUUAUUACAACGACAUACACAAUCCCAACUCAUAUCCAGAGCCACCGUAUUCGUCCUUCUCUCAAUCUCAGCCUCCAUCUAUUUCUCCAGACCCUGAUGACCUGUCACAGCCUCCAUCUCCUUGCCAAGAUCUCGCCCAAGAAGUAGUCCACGAUGUGAGAAACUAUGGUGCGAUCGGGGACGGUAUCACAGACGACACUGAUGCGUUCAAGACAGCUUGGGAUUCAGCUUGUAGCAACGACGAGGACAACAACACUGUCUCCAUAUUGCUUGUACCUUUCGGUUUCACUUUCGUGAUCCAUUCCACUAUUUUCACCGGUCCUUGUCGCUCUUACCAAUACUUCCAAGUAUUUUUUUUUUUCAAAUAUCAAAGUCAUUUCAAUUUCUACAAGAUUAUCAAAUAUUGUUUAAUUUCUGGUGGUUUUCAUUUAAUUAAUAAGGUCGAUGGGACCAUCGUGCCACGGGAUGGACCAGAAUCGUGGCCGAGUGGUUUCAACAAAAGACAAUGGCUCGUCUUUUAUCGAAUCAAAGGAAUGGCUCUAAUAGGCAACGGAGUUAUCGACGGUCGCGGACAAAAAUGGUGGGAUCUUCCAUGCAAACCUCACCGGAAUGUCAACAAAACGACUGCACUUACUGGUCCAUGUGAAAGCCCUGCCGCUUUGAGGUUUUUCAUGAGCUCAAAUCUAAGUAUGCAAGGUGUGACUAUUAAAAAUAGCCCGCAGUUUCAUAUGACAUUCGACGGAUGUCAUGAAGUUCACAUAAACUCCCUUCGAAUCACAUCUCCACCGUCAAGUCCCAACACUGACGGCAUCCACAUCGAGAACUCCAACUCCGUUGAGAUUCAUAACUCGGUUAUCUCCAACGGAGAUGAUUGUGUCUCCAUUGGAUCUGGAUCAUACAAUAUCGAUAUACUGAAUCUCACUUGCGGACCUGGCGGUCAUGGAAUUAGCAUUGGAAGUUUAGGCAACCAAAACUCACGUGCAUGCGUCUCCAAUAUUACGGUUAGAGAUUCGUUCAUCAAGUUUUCCGACAAUGGUGUACGGAUCAAGACAUGGCAAGGUGGAUCCGGGUCCGUUUCUGGUGUAACGUUCGACAAUAUCCAAAUGGAUAAUGUCCGAAAUCCAAUAAUUAUCGAUCAGUACUAUUGCACGAGCAAAAACUGUCCUAACAAAACAAAUGCGGUUUUUGUGAAUGAUGUAGUAUAUCAAAGUAUAAAAGGGACAUACGAUAGACGUAGUCCUCCUAUGCAUUUUGGAUGUAGCAACAACGUACCAUGCGUAAAUUUGACUCUUUCGGAUAUUGAUUUGGUGCCUUCAAAAGGUGAAAUGGUUGUGGAUCCGUUCUGUUGGAAUGCGUACGGGGUUGUGGAUGAGUUAUCUGUUCCUUCGAUUUCGUGUCUCAAAUCGAAUCCUUCGACCUUACUGUUAGGUGGUCUUUUAGGAGAGUGUGGAGCACGGUGAUUUGAUUCAGUUUUGAUUGUUAUAUGAGUAGAAGCUGGUGAAAUAGACUAUGUCCAGCUUUUGAUGUUGUUAUGCGCUUUGACGUUUUCAGCGAGUUGAAUUCAACUUGCAAUGUUUAAGUUUGAACUAUAGAAUAUAGCAUUCAAUCUGAUACGCUAGAUCAAAUCAUUCUCAAGCAAGACUCGCAAUCAAACAAAAAGUAAACACGCAUUGACGCAUAACUAACAAAUCAAGUUCGAUUGUCUUUCUUCAGACGAAUGAUUUUUUUUUUGAAAUAUAAAUUAAUAAAUAUGACGUGUGUGUGACUUGGUGAGGUGUUAAAAUAGUACUUUGUUUAAGACUAAGAGGAAUAAUCUUUUUGACUUUCUUGCCCCUGGUCACGUUUUUCACGUUAGUAAAAUAAAAAAUUCGAGAACCUUUAGGUUGAGAUUUGAAUAGUUUAUACCGGACUUUUAUUAAAUUAGUACAAAAUACAUUGCGUAUAACUUUUUGAUUUUUUUAAUUACAUCCCCUAGUUCUGUCAAACUCCAAUGUAAACAAUAUCGAUAAUUAAUCUGAUCCUGAUUUUUUUUUAUAAAAUGUAAAAUAUAAUCUCAUCUUCAUCUUGAUAAACACAUGAUAAAUUUAUUUCUGACAAGAUUUGGAUUUAUAAUCGACGAAUUUAUUUUUUUUCUAAAUUAGUUUUUUAGCAAAUUAUCAUCUACUUGGUUUAUGCCUAUAUAUAACUUAUUUUGAUAAGUACUUUUUAAUUCAUUGACAUUGUUUUACGUUGAUAAUUAAUUUGAUUUCAUAAAUCUAUAAAUUUUAGUCAAGCCAAACUCGACAAUGAAA